GGUGUGGCUACAGUGGUUUGAUAAACAUGUCUGGCAAGCUGCUGUUAACGAAGUCUUAUCUGCUGUACUGUGGACUUCAAUAUAUACAUCUCAUAAUGACAAGGGAUUGCAAGCAUGAGUCCAGUUGCUAACUAAAUGGCAGGAGUUUUAGUUCACUUUUUCGUCUCUUGCUGAUGCCUCUACACGGAGAACAAAAGCCAGCAAGUCAUUCACAAGAGCAACAUACAACCAAAGCAGGCUACUAGAUUUCGCGUUUUACGACUAGAAUUUAUUCGUUGUGUCCAAACCAUGGCUAUAUCUAAAUCUAAAAUUGCAGUAGGGCUUCUAGUUGGGGGGAUUCUGACUGUGGUUUUUGGGACGGUUCUUGUAUUUGUCGGACCUAUUAUUAUUGAUGAUCAAAUUGCUAAGAAUGUCGAGAUCAACCCUAAGAACGAAAUGUCCUACACUAUGUGGAAGGACAUCCCCGUUCCGUUCUUCAUGUCCGUGUACUUUUUCAAUGUCCUGAACCCGCAAGAGAUUUUGAAUGGCGAGAAGCCAAUGGUGGAACAGAGGGGACCAUACGUUUACAGUGAAAAACGGUGGAAGGACAACAUCACUUUCCAUGAGAACUACACAGUUUCCUACAAGGAGUACAGGCAGUACCACUUUGAGAGGGACAUGUCGGUGGGAGACGAGUCCGACGUCGUCACCAUCCCCAACAUGCUGGUGCUGGGAGCAGCAAUCAUGAUGGAGAAGCUGCCCUAUCCUGUGCGCAUGAUAAUCAGCGCCUCCUUCAAGGCCUUCAAGGAGACGGCCUUCCUGACAAAGCCUGUGGGCGAGCUGAUGUGGGGAUACGACAGCAAGCUGGUGGACUUCCUCAACAACUACUUCCCAGGCAUGCUCCCCUCCACAGGCAAAUUUGGCCUUUUCGCUGAGUUCAACAACUCCAACACAGGCCUGUUCACAGUCAACACCGGUCAGGAUGACAUCAGGAAAGUGCACAAAGUAGACUCCUGGAACGGUUUGAAAAAGGUGGACUACUGGAGGACGGAGCAGUGUAACAUGAUAAACGGCACAGCUGGACAGAUGUGGCCUCCGUUUAUGACGCCCGAGUCCACCCUACCUUUCUACAGCCCAGACGCCUGCAGGUCUAUGGAGCUGGUUUAUCAGAGGCCAGGGAGUGUCGGUGGCGUUCCUGUGUAUCGCUUUGUGGCCCCCACAACCCUCUUUGCCAAUGGGACGGACUACGCCCCCAAUGAGGGCUUCUGCCCCUGCAGGCAGUCUGGACUUCUGAACGUCAGCAGCUGCAGACAAAAGUCUCCGGUGUUCAUUUCCCAUCCUCACUUCUUCAAUGCGGACCCUUUCCUGCUGAGUACAGUGCUUGGCCUCAGUCCCAAUGAGGAUGACCAUGGCCUCUUCAUCGACAUCCAUCCCGAGACCGGAGUACCCAUGAACGUAUCUGUCAGGCUGCAGCUGAACCUUUACAUGAAGGCAGUGUCAGGAAUCACUGAGACAGGCAAGAUUUCUGAGGUGGUGAUGCCGAUGAUCUGGUUCGGAGAGAGUGGCUACAUUGAUGGGCCGAUUCUCAAAACGUUCCACACCAACCUGGUGGUGAUGCCUGCCAUGAUGGAGUAUAUGCAAUACAUCUUCAUCAGUCUGGGAUUGGCCACCAUUCUAGGAGCCGUUAUCCUGAAAACUCAGGACAAGCGUCGGACCCAAUCAUCCACUAACCUGACUGAAAAACAAGACCAAAUGGACGACAUAAAUGAGCCAAAAGCCAGCUCGAGUGGCAGUGAGAGGCAGGCGGAAAAAUAUGUCAUAAACGACUCAGAGAAACCCAUGUAAGAAGAACACCCUGCCCUGCACGCAAGAGGAGCCAGACUCGUUAGUGAACGAAACCACCCCUCUGAUUCAAAGUUGAUGUGGGAUUGGAUGCUCCCUCUUUUCCUCCAACACUUUUUCUCUCUGUCUGUCCCUCUCCUCUUCCUUUUCUCCAUCAGUCUGCCCUUCUCUGUCCCUGUCUCUCUUACAAUAUCCAUUUUUCGCUCUCUCUCUGUCUGCCCCCCCUGUCUCUCUGACACACUCCUCUUCCUGCAGUUAUAUGACAGUUGCCAAAGUCAAAGUCAGGUACAUCUGUAGUUACCAGGCACUUCAGACUUCAGGUGACCUCAGCUAGUGAAGCUGAGCCUUUUCUUUUACGGGCCUUGAACACUGUGAACACCAUGAAACUGGACUCACCCCUCAGACGAGAACACAGCAGUGAGGAGUCACAGGGGACCCAAAGGGGACACACCUGGGUCCCUGCUGUCUUGGACAGAUUCCGUAUUACUGCACAGGCCACUGGAGCAGCACUGAGUUGCCAUCAUUGCUUCCAUCCACACUUCCAAUGACGUUCAUGUUCGCAGCAACGGUGAUUAACUUUUAGUCCUGAUACCGGUUCUGAGUCUAGAACGGAUCUGACCCUGAGGUAUGGCAGAUUCAGGACACAUCGGUUCUAGUCGGCUGCUAUGGGAUUUCCACAAGUUCUCCUUCAUCUCCUUCGUUGAGAGAUCCUCAACACUUUUCAGUAACACUCCAAACCUGGAUGGUUUACUAAGACAAUGCCUCAUCUGUAUUUCAAGACCACUACACUGUUUACAAGAAAAAAUCCCAACAUUGGAUGUGCCUUAAAUGGUUGAUGUAUAUAUGGUUUGUAAGAAUGUGCACAAAUUCAGAAUCUGAAUUUCAUUAGAAGUAUUUUUAAUUUUGAAGUUUUCGUUGUUCUGUCCGCAAGAAUCUGUCAUGUAAUGGCGUGGGAUUUUGGGGUGUAAUUCAGUAAGAGAACCUAAGCAUUAAAGCUGUGUUGAGUGUGUGAUAGCUCCUCUGACAUUACUUGCAGAAGAGCUGUCAAAGAACUUUAAUGAAGUGGAUGAAUACACUCAUGAUGUAACCUAAAAUGAGUAAAGAAUUCUCAUGUUAUAAAAUUUCUCAGAACCA
Molecule: messenger RNA, 2955 nt
Organism: Clupea harengus (Atlantic herring)
Lineage: Eukaryota; Metazoa; Chordata; Actinopteri; Clupeiformes; Clupeidae
Gene: scarb1
Product: scavenger receptor class B, member 1
Biological process (GO): cholesterol import; recognition of apoptotic cell; cholesterol efflux
Cellular component (GO): caveola; cytoplasm
Molecular function (GO): lipid binding; low-density lipoprotein particle binding; scavenger receptor activity
Source: RefSeq, a predicted model, not a curated record